Molecule: messenger RNA, 3961 nt
Organism: Pogoniulus pusillus (Red-fronted tinkerbird)
Lineage: Eukaryota; Metazoa; Chordata; Aves; Piciformes; Lybiidae
Gene: DLL4
Product: delta like canonical Notch ligand 4
Exons: 11
Coding region: 41-2092 (683 amino acids)
Biological process (GO): negative regulation of Notch signaling pathway; multicellular organism development; cell communication
Cellular component (GO): plasma membrane
Molecular function (GO): calcium ion binding; Notch binding
Source: RefSeq, a predicted model, not a curated record
ACUAAACCCACUAAGAACUGGCAGCUUGAAUUAACACAGAAUGACAGCCUUGCGCAUCUUUGGCUUGACGUUUCUGUUAAUGAUUUUACAGCAGAGGGUGUCUGGCUCUGGCGUCUUCCAGCUGGAGCUGCACGAAUUCGUGAACAGCCACGGGUCCCUGGCCAGCGGGAAGCCCUGCUCCCCCCACUGCAGGACCUUCUUUCGCGUCUGUUUGAAGCAUUUUCAGGCAGUGGUCUCCCCGGGAGCCUGCACUUUCGGCAGCAUCAUCACCCCGAUUCUGGGAAUAAACUCCUUCAGCAUCAAGGAUACGGAGAAAUUUGACAGCCCCAUUAAGUUGCCCUUUAACUUCACGUGGCCGGGCACCUUCUCUCUGAUCAUCCAGGCCUGGCACGCGCCCGCCAACUACCUGCCGGAAGGCUCCCGGCCUCCCUCUGAGGAGUGGCUCAUCAGCCAGAUGUCUAUCCAGCGGUCGCUGUCGGUGGGCGAGGACUGGUCGCAGGACGUGCAGAGCGGCCCACUGACCCAGCUGCGUUACUCCUAUCGGGUGGUUUGCAGCGAGAACUACUACGGCGAGAGCUGCUCCCGCCUCUGCAAGCGCCGCGACGACCGCUUCGGACACUACGUGUGUGAGGCUGAUGGCAGCCUGACCUGCCUCCCUGGCUGGACCGGCGAGUACUGCACCGAGCCCAUCUGUCUAUCUGGAUGUACCGAACAGAACGGAUAUUGCAACAAGCCUGGAGAGUGCAUCUGUCGUCCCGGUUGGCAAGGCCGCUACUGUGAUGAAUGUAUUCCCCAUAUAGGGUGCCGCCACGGGACUUGUAAAACGCAAUGGCAGUGCAUAUGUGAUGAAGGAUGGGGUGGCCUCUUCUGUGACCAAGAUCUGAACUACUGCACUCACCACAGACCAUGCAAAAAUGGUGCAACUUGCAUGAACACCGGCCAGGGUAGCUACACCUGUUCCUGCAGACCGGGCUUCACUGGGGUUGACUGCGAGCAUGAGAUCAGCGAGUGUGACAGCAACCCCUGUAGGAACGGCGGCAGUUGCACGGACAUGGAGAAUGGUUACCACUGCCUGUGCCCCCCUGGCUACUAUGGAACUCACUGUGAGCACAGUGCCCUGACUUGCAUCGAUUCUCCCUGCUUUAACGGCGGCACGUGCCUGGAAAAAGAGCAAGGGGCCAGCUACACUUGUGUGUGCCCUUUUGGCUUCACAGGGUCAAACUGUGAAAAGAAAGUAGACAGGUGCACAAGCAACCCCUGCGCAAACGAUGGUAACUGCUUUUACCUUGGUCAGAUCCGCGUGUGUCGUUGUCGGGCUGGUUUCACUGGUCAGAAAUGCGAGAUAAACAUCAAUGAUUGUGCCAGAAACCCAUGUUCCAAUGGGGGGACUUGUCAUGAUCUAAUCAAUGAUUACACCUGCACCUGCUUGCCAGGCUACAGUGGCAGGAACUGUGACAUCAAAACCAGAGAUGAAUGUGCUUCUGGGCCAUGUGAGAAUGGAGGCACAUGCUACAGUGGACUUUAUAGUGCCAACUUUGUCUGCUAUUGUCCUUCUGGCUUCAUGGGCAACCGUUGUGAAUUGCCAGUUUAUUCAGUACCUGUUACACUUCCUCCUAAACCAGUCCCCUGGAUUGCUAUAUCCAUGGGGGUGGGGCUGGUGGCUUUGCUCAUACUGUUCUGCAUGAUAGCGAUGGUCAUCAGGCAAAUGAGGAUGCACCCAGAGCAGGACUUGGAGACAAUGAACAACCUGUCUGAUUUCCAAAAGGACAAUCUCAUCCCAGCUUCACAGCUUAAAAACACCAAUAAAAACAAAGACCUUGAAGUGGACUGUGGGCUGGAGAAAUCAAACUACAAACCCAAGAAUCAUAAACUGGACUACAAUCUGGUAAAAGACCUGACAAGUAGAGGGACACAGGAAGACAAAUAUUACAAAAGUGAAAAGUGUUUAGGAGAAAAGUCUCCCCUCAGAUUACACAGUGAAAAGCCGGAGUGUAGGAUAUCAGCGAUAUGCUCUCCAAGAGAUUCCAUGUACCAGUCUGUCUUUGUGAUAACAGAAGAAAGGAAUGAGUGCAUCAUAGCUACAGAGGUAUAAGACUGAAGAUCAGCCCAUUUGCACCUCAGAUUUGGUAAUGCUAGUAGAUGGACGUUCCUGCUGCAUUGUUUACAAUUCAGAACUGGAUUGGACUGUUUUUAACUACAUGCAACUUGCUGCUCUCAGGCGGAGGAUGGAACUGGGUGAACUGGACAGACUGUGAAUUUACUGAACGAUGCAAUACACCUUUUUGUUCUUACUGCCCUUGUUUGAAGUUUGACACCAGAAAAUUCAUUGGCUGUAGAAGAGGGGAGGCAGAGGCAAGAGAGAGGGGUUAAAAAUAUCAUUGGUUUAAUUUGGUUUUAAAAGAUACCAAGGCCAGUUCCUCAUGGACAGACCCCUGGCUUUCCAGAACUCUGGUUAUGGGAGGUGCCAGUAGAUAUGGAGGCACUUAACUAUCGCAGAUGUUGCCAUGGAAGGUGUGAAGAAAAACACAUUGCUAUGCAGAUAAUGGAUACAGUAUAAACCAGAUCUCCAUUUUUUUUUUCUGGGUUUAAAAGUGCCUAAAAUGUGUCAAGAGAAUCUAACAAGCCCAAACAGAGACUCGACUGCUCUUUUUGCAGUAUGGACGGUAUUGGGCAGGGGUGGUUGAUACUUUCUGCUACACAACUAUCUACAUCUCUCUCCUGCUGCAUGUACUGGAGACUGUGUAAGGGGCCAGAGGAGGAAGGAAAGAGGAACGCCGAGUUUCCUUGUCAUCUCAUUCGGUGAUCCUGUGGAGAACUGAUUGACUUAAGCCACAGUAUAGGCCAAGAUAUUUGUGAAUUUAAACAUGGGAAAAGAAAAAGUUGAGAUGAGGAAUGUGCACUGCCUCUUCCCCAUUGAUAAGGAGGAGGCACGAUCCCAGCUCUAUUUAAAGCCUUACGAAUGCGUUUAAAAUCAAUCAGCUCCUAGAACCUUUAUGUGCUGAGCUGCCUCAGCUCUUUUCAUGCCCUUUGCACUACCAGUGAUUGUGAAUAGUUAUUUUUUCUCUUCCUUCCUCAUUCUCCCCCACCCCCCCUUAUUUGACACAAACUUGGGGGCUUAUGUCACGUUUCUGAAUUAGGUGCCACCUUCUACUGCAAAUAGUCUCAAAAUUGCAGCUGUUAUGUUCUGAAGGAGAAGAAGCAGUAUGAUUCCCCCCCUCCCUCUUUCUCCAUCUGGUUGCAAAACCCCAACUAUUGUCCUUCAUCCUGGUUCCAAAUGCCCAACAGCAAAGCAUCCACUGAGACACCUUCUGCCAAGAGAGUUAGAAGGUUGUAGGCCUGCCCUGUUUCUUCCAUACCCAUCCAUUGCUGUGUGGAGAAGGGGAAGCCUGCCCCUGGAAACCAGAGGUGGGCAGAAGUUCUUUUCUCAUAUAUAUAUUUACAGCAAUAGUAUCAGACUCGCCAGUGGAAAGUGCUGUGACACUAAGGAGAUGAGACUGUGGGGUGGGGCAGAAUGAGGAGGAAGGAAAUAAGAUCUCUCUGAAGAAACCUGGAGCAUGCUAUCCCUUGGACAGUGAUACUCCUGUCCUUGUAAAUCCUGUUGUUGGACUAGCCCAGCUACUGCCUUGGACUGUGCAGACAAGACCCCUUCCUAAUGUCCACUACUGACCUUCUGCUCUGACCACGUAGGACCAUUUUGAAGAUGACCUUCAGAAAUCAAUAAUAUGGGUUUUAGUUUGUCUGUAGUUUAUUUUGAAGACUAGUAUUUCAGUAAUUUAAAGAAAAGAAAAUCAGAAGCACUGAACUUUCUACGUUUUAUAACAUUAUUUUGUAUAUAAUGUAUAUUUAUAAUCAAAACAGAAGUGUAAAUAUGUUUAUUACUUCUCAUGUAAUGUUUUUAAUGUGAUGACAAAGUUUGAAUUUUAUUUUUUUUCCAAGCAAUGAAAAUACUUUCCUGCUACUA